AACAAUCUCUCCGGUCUCUUUUCUAGUCGCUUCUCCAAUUUUCUCUGCUCGUGCUAGCGUUACCGACUUCCCCGUUCGGGAAACGGAUUCAAGUUGAUUUCCGCAUGAUCAAAUUCCUCGCACGGAAGGAUACCCAACCGUCCGAUUGGAAGAUCCUCAGCCGUCCGAUUUCGCCUCCCCACCUCUCGCCGGUAGCAUACGCGCUUAUGGUUACUUUUCCCCUGCACCUUCAAAGAGGGAAAUUUUGCCACCAUUAACACAAUAAAGCAGCAGCUUACCGCAGAUCUCUCUCUCUCUCCAGACACUCUCCUUUUCUUGCUCAGAGGGAAAGGGCGCUGUCCGAACAAAGGCUUGAUUGGCGAGCAGAUUUAAAGUAAGAUGGUUUCGGCGAGUACUUUGUGUUGAGGCCUAGGCGCCCAGUCCAGUUGUGGCUGUUUCUCUGCUACUUUUUCAGUAAAUGGGCUGCUUCCAUUCUACACAGAGAAGACAAUUCCCUGGCUAUGAGGACCCUGUGACUCUUGCCUCGCAGACAGCUUUCAGUGUCAGUGAAGUUGAAGCACUAUUUGAGCUAUACAAGAGCAUCAGCAGCUCUCUAGUUGAUGAUGGGUUGAUAAACAAGGAAGAGUUUCAGUUGGCUUUAUUCAAGAACAGGAAGAAAGAGAAUCUCUUUGCCAAUCGGAUCUUUGAUCUUUUUGAUGUUAAGCAUAAGGGAUCCAUUGAUUUUGGUGACUUUGUUAGAUCUCUGAAUGUCUUCCAUCCUAAUGCUCCUCAAGAAGAGAAGAUUGAUUUCUCCUUCAAGCUAUAUGAUUUGGAUGGUACUGGAUUUAUCGAACGUCAAGAGGUCAAGCAAAUGUUGAUUGCUCUUCUAUGUGAAUCAGACAUGAAAUUGGCUGAUGACACAAUUGAAAUAAUACUCGAUAAGACUUUCUUGGAAGCUGAUGUGAACGAGGAUGGGAAAAUUGACAAGAAUGAAUGGCAGAACUUUGUUUCCAAGAACCCGUCCUUGUUAAAAAUCAUGACCCUCCCUUAUUUGAGGGACAUAACAACUACUUUUCCUAGUUUUGUGUUCAACUCUGAAGUUGACGAGAUUGCUACAUAGAGGAAGCCGUGGGGCAGGGUGCCUCAUGCCCCUAGACAUUAUUACUAGAGAUGUCUUCAUGUAGGAAAGAUGGAGAUAAACAGAGUUCUAGACACGCUUUUUUUCCUUUUUCCUGUUUGGAUUUGCUGAUGGCGAGAGGAUUAUAUCUCUGAGGUCUUCGGCGAUUGUAGAGCAUCAUUGAUCGGAUCGGCAAUUUGUAAUUGUUUUUAUGUCUAUAGUAGUCUACAAGUGCAUGGCACGAGACGCCACGGGUGUUAUGUUAAGAGCUUUUCAGUUGUGUCAUGAUGACAUGCCUUUGUGGCGACAUCUGAGACGAGAAUUUUGUUUGAUUGAAAUGAGGUUGUGUCUGGUUCCGGUUUUGGUUCGCUGGACAACAACGUUUAACUU
This is a messenger RNA of Rhodamnia argentea, 1486 nucleotides long. Its product is annotated as calcineurin B-like protein 9. Gene Ontology annotation, molecular function: calcium ion binding; kinase binding. The transcript has 9 exons. The record is from RefSeq and is a predicted model, not a curated record. Gene Ontology annotation, biological process: calcium-mediated signaling. NCBI's taxonomy places the organism in Eukaryota, Viridiplantae, Streptophyta, Magnoliopsida, Myrtales, Myrtaceae. The coding region runs from base 458 to 1099 and encodes 213 amino acids.